This is a messenger RNA of Microthlaspi erraticum, 666 nucleotides long. Lineage: Eukaryota; Viridiplantae; Streptophyta; Magnoliopsida; Brassicales; Brassicaceae. The record is from the annotation of a GenBank genome assembly.
AUGAAAAAUUUGUCCAUCAAGGAACUUGAAGUUCUUUCGGAUGAGUUAAGGUCUGAUGUAAUCUUUAACGUCUCGAAAACUGGUGGACAUUUAGGCUCUAAUCUCGGUGUUGUUGAGCUCACAGUAGCUCUUCAUCACAUCUUCAAUACUCCUCAAGAUAAGAUCCUUUGGGAUGUUGGUCAUCAGUCUUAUCCUCACAAGAUUCUAACAGGAAGAAGAGGAAAGAUGAAGACAUUGAGACAAACCAAUGGCUUGUCCGGUUUCACCAAGCGAGGAGAGAGUGAGCAUGAUUCCUUUGGCACUGGUCAUAGUUCAACCACAAUAUCUGCAGGCUUGGGGAUGGCUAUGGGAAGAGACUUGAAAGGGAGGAACAACAAUGUUGUUGCGGUUAUAGGCGAUGGUGCAAUGACAGCAGGACAAGCUUAUGAAGCUAUGAACAAUGCUGGUUACUUAGACACUGACAUGAUAGUGAUUCUCAACGACAACAGGCAAGUCUCUUUGCCUACUGCUAACUUAGAUGGACCAACUCCACCUGUUGGAGCUUUGAGCAGUGCUCUUAGUAAGUUACAGUCUAAUCGUUCUCUCAGGGAACUGAGAGAAGCUGCAAAGGCAAGUAAUUGUUCUUUUGCUUUUGCUGGUGAAAUUGUUAAAAUUUUGUGGAAAUGA